AUGGCUUCAGGCAAAGACACUUGUCCGAUCCUACCUAAACUCGCCAACAACUGUUCUGAUGAGAAUUCAGAUAAGCUUGCUAAUAAGUGUUGUGAGAUUCAUUUGCCACGGUUUUCCUUAAAGCAAGGGAUGAUCCCAAGACAUUAUGUAAUGCCUUGGAAGCAGAACAUGAAAUUCAGGAAUGUGAAUCUGAAGCACGCAGAAGCAUGUGGGAUCCAUGCUGGCCCUUUGGAAGACUCUCUGUUUUUGGAUCACAGUGAAAGGCUUUGCCAUGGGGAAGAUCGUAAAGUUGUCUUGAAGAAAGGCCCCCCAGAAAUAAAAAUUGCGGAUAUGCCUCUGCAUUCACCUCUCUCCAAGUACCAAAGCACUGUGAUUUCCCAUGGCUUCAGGAGGCGACUCAUCUGA
Messenger RNA from Budorcas taxicolor (takin), 405 nucleotides. RefSeq names its product testis expressed 43 (gene SPMIP10). The record is from RefSeq and is a predicted model, not a curated record. Gene Ontology annotation, biological process: flagellated sperm motility. Lineage: Eukaryota; Metazoa; Chordata; Mammalia; Artiodactyla; Bovidae. The coding region runs from base 1 to 405 and encodes 134 amino acids. The transcript has 3 exons.